UUUUUUUUUUUAUUAUUAUUAUUAUUUCUAAUAUCAUUUAAUAUUAAUUGCAUAUUAGCAAGCAUGCUACAACAUCAAUGCAUUGACCAUCAGCAACCUCUUUUGCCCAGAAGAGUGUUGACGGACCAACAACAUCUCACAGACUGUUCUUUAGAGGUACACAAGAUAACAUCAGAGGUACAUGGCGAUGGCAUUGUUGAUGCUGUUGAUGUUGAUGCUGAUGGUAGCACUGAUGGUGAUGGCGAUGGUGAUGGGCAUACCAAUCAUAAAAGCACCAUCAACAUGAGCACGAAUAUCAACAGCAAUAUCAGCACAAGCAUCACGCCAAUUCCUCUCAGUAGUACAAAUGAGGUCGCGUGCAGCAAAUCUCGUUCCUUGGAUCUUCUUUUCACCAAAAACAACAUCAACAUCAAUAGUAAUAAUAACACUAGUCAUAAUAGUAAUAUUAAUGUUAAUAACAACAAUAACAACAACAACAACGAGAGCAUCAAUCACCACAGCAAUGAUUCCAAUCAUUCUCGUAUAAAUCCUGAGCAGAAUCAAGAUCUCUCUCAGACAAAGUCACCCCACGGCCCUCUUCCCCAGUUAUUGAAUCCAACUCAGCACUCGACGGAGAAUCCUCAGGAUCAAUGCCAGCAGUUACUUCAAUCUCAGCUAUCGAUCAUGACUGAGCAACAACAGCAACACGAGCCAAUGCAACAUCUACAUCACCCUAAUCAACAUAAUUCACAAGAGCCUUUUUAUAAUAAUCUCCAAAACAACUGCCACUGCCACCGUCAGAUCACGCCUUCGAAUCCUGCGGCUCUUCCCUUUUGGGCCACAGCUCAGGCCUUUUUACUACCACCAUUCCUCCUUACCUCAUCUUCUUCUCCAACCUCUUCCACCUCCACCUCCACCUCCACUACUUCUUCCUCCCCUAUUUCUUCAUUCUCUCCCGCUUCUUCUCUUUCUUCUCCCUCUCCUUGUUUUCGACCAUCCAACAUCACCCUCGUUUCUUCCUCUUCUCAGUCUCAACCUCAGUCUCAACUUCAGUCUCAGUCUCAUUCCAUCCCCAUCAUCCAUACUUGUCCUACCCUCUCCACUCCCCCUCCUCGGACCUCUUAUACCCGCAAGUGUGAAACCAUCAAUUCGUCCGACCUUCCCUCAGCCCUCUCCCAAAAUUCCUCUUCAUCCUCAAACAACCCUCUGUGCCCAUCUCCUGCGCCCAGGCUCUCACUUUUAUCACAAGGCCCUCCUCGGAAUAACCCUAUCGGCAAUCCCAAGGGCUCGGUGUCGACUCUUACUCCUCUACCUGCUCCCACUCCAUCUCCAUUUCUUCUCACUCCACGCUUUUCUAUCUCUCCUCAUCCUUCGAGAAGUCCUUCGCCCUCUACUGCCAGCUUAACCACUAGCACCACAUUUUGCUCGGUCUAUUCUCAACGGUUCUUGCCCCCUCCUAUAACUAGACGUGUCAGCAGUAGUGAUAGUCUUCGGAGUGCACUUAAUCUCUUUGCUACACAAGAACUUCAACUGCAACGACAACAACAACAACAACAACAGAAGCUACAAAGGCAACAAUCCUUCUCCUCUUUCUUUGAGGCAACUGAUUUGGACAUGGUCCGACAACGCUCUCAAUCCACAUCCUCUUUGAACGUGCUGGCAAAAUCACCCACUUGUCUCACAUCCUCACUUUCCACCUCCGUUGCUCUCUAUGAUCAGCAACAACCACCUAGAACCCUCCAGGAUAUUCUUCUCUUGGCCCAAUCACAUUACAUCUCUCAUCGUUAUGUGCCCGCGCUCACUUUGUAUAAACUAGCUGCAGAAAAGCACCAUUCCUUACCGGCUUGUGGCUCUCUCUAUGCGCUCUAUACCUCGACCUCGAACGUACCCGGCCUAGUCAAGAGUGACGUCAAGGCUGUUCAGAUCUUACUUCAUGCACUUCGAAUCUGGUCUGCUAGACGAUGGUCUUUAGCAUCGUCAUUAUCCUCAUCAUCGUCAUUAGCGUCUUUGACUGUCAAUCAGUCUAGUCGGUCAAGACGAUCUAAAAUCCAAGAUGAUCAUGAUGAACUAGAAGAAUACUUUGCUCAACCUCGACGACCAACCAGAACAGAGCAAAAGCAUGCAAUGACGACUUGUAAAAAAAAACAAGGCUCUAUACCAAUCCGCACUAGUCCAUCUUCUAAAGGAUCAAUCGAGAUUGCAACCUCUGCUGAGAGUGAAUACAGAAACCCAAUGUCGCACCUGGAUAAUCAAAACAGUUUCAAAUUAGCCAUUACAACAUCACCAACAGAAGAAGAUAGCGACAACAACGAAGAUGAGGAUUGUGAAGACUGUGAAGACUGUGAGGAGUGCAAUGGUAACAAUCAUGAAGAAGAUAAUGAGGAAGAGGAGGAAGAAUACGAUGAGCUUGAGAAGGAAGAAGAAGCAAGGAGAAUCGGUCUAGCAACCCCAGAGAUUGAGGAUCUGAUCCAAAAGUUAUGUUUGAUGAUCCAGAAAAGAGCCUUGGGUCUUGACGAGCCUGUUUUGGUCGAAGCUGUGAGCACUUUACGUAAUAUCGAGCGUAGAUUGAACAAAGAGGCAGAAGCAUGGAAACAGGAAUUGGCUGCAUCAAAGUCCUUGUUCUCCUCUUCUCUUUCGGGAAAUGGCGGUCACAACAAUGGAAAUACAGGAGCCUUCAACUCUUCUUUCACACCAACUGAUUUGCUGCUUACUCAAGGCAUUGACCUCUCCUUCUUGAACGUUAAUGAUGAUGAGAACGAUGUUCUUGCUGAUGGCAAUGAUGCAGCUGUGACUGUACCACUCGUUCGCGCUCAAUCAGUUGGAUAUCGUCAACAGAAGCAAAAGCUCUCUCCACCUGCAAGAGCUUCUACUCACCCCAUGGCUCGAAAUAACAUCAAGGCUGCUGCUGUUGAUGGCGCUAUUAGGAAGAAUAACAAUAAUAGCAACAUUGUCAAUCCUGCAAUCCAGGAUUUAUCUGUAGAAGAGCGAGAAAAAGACCAAGUUUUGUGCCGGGCUCUUCGGAUACGAAUCAUGUUUACACUCGGAUGGGUUCAUCAACAAAAGGGUGAGUACCACUACGGUGCUCAAGCAUAUGGUGUCUGCAGUGAAAUUCCUACUCCUACCUCCGCAAACAAGAGAUUAUUGAGUGUUCUCCAACAGCAAGCAUUGGUCCACAAAAAAACCUGUUUUGAUCUUCAAAAAAAGAUGCAGCAGGAGCAUCAGGAGCAGCAGGAGCAACUUCGACGACAACAGGAACAGCUAGAACAAGAAAGAAAAGCCAAGGUUGCACAGCCAACCGAGAUCCAAGGAUCCAAAAAACACCAUCAUCCUCAGCCAUUAUCGCCAAAUGAACCGGCUUUGUACGCUUCUUCCACCUAUACCAAUUCUUCUACAGAGUCAACCUCAACUGCCACCACGUCUUACCCAGGGAUCUCUAGCCCAUCAUCCCUUUCCUCAAGCACUUCUGACUCGGGCACGCUCUCGAUGCGAGCCUCAGGCGCCAUUUCUAGUAUUUCAGCUGCUGUAUGGAAAUCUGGGUUUUUCAAGUUGGGAGAAGAAAAGAAGAAAUCAUCUAUUCCGGCCACGGCCCUUGCUGAGGCCCCUUCUACUCCUCUAGAUCCAAAGUUGCAUCGUAGCAAGAGUCUGACCUUGGGUCGUCAUAAAACAAGGGCAACAGAGCCAACAGAGGCGCAGCCAAAGGAGGUGAAGGAUGCUUAUCACCAUCAUUCCAAGUCACAACAACGACCCAAGAGUUAUCAUUCUCAUCAACAACAUCAACAUCAACAUCGUCACCAUCGCCAUCGUCAUUGUUCUACUACUACUCCUUCUUCUAAAUCUUCUUCAGCACCGACAGCGGUGACUCUGACCAUGUCGGGACAUCAAAAGAAGGCUGUUGAAUGUGGACAUUGUGGUCAGACCCGAAUCUUGAUGCCAUUGUGUGUUUGUAAGAAAGUACGGUAUUGUAAUGGAGAGUGUCGAGUGGCGGAUCUGGAGAGACAUCGAGAGACGGGUUGUCAUGCAGCCAAGAUGAGAAGUGGGGGGUCUAGUAUCGGUAGUAUGAAUGACAUCAAUAGCAUCAAUGGGACCGAUGGUGUCAAUGGUGUCUGUGUUGGUCUGGCUGCCACCUCUGGAGUGACACUAUAAAAAUAAAAAAAAUUAAAAAAA
Molecule: messenger RNA, 4143 nt
Organism: Lobosporangium transversale
Lineage: Eukaryota; Fungi; Mortierellomycota; Mortierellomycetes; Mortierellales; Mortierellaceae
Exons: 2
Coding region: 64-4122 (1352 amino acids)
Source: RefSeq, a predicted model, not a curated record